UAUACCUGACAUUUCCACAUCUGUGUAGUGCGUAGCUCGCCAAGUACAUACGAUUUGCUGAUUUGGCGCAUAGCUCCCUCUACCGCCACACCAUCAGAUUUCAACUCAUCGUACAUGUCCGGCCCGAAGCAUGAGUAUACAAGGACUAAGCGCUCGCAGUUCUCUCAAAUUAGUCCGACGAAUAGCAGCUUAUGAGAGAUUACCGUCGUUGUUUACAUCUCGUCGUCCCUUCGCAUGUGCCGCAACAACACAGAUGAGUCAACCUUUGCACACCUGCGAUAUUGACGCUGAGCCUUUACAUCGCUAUCGAAAGGGUGGAUAUCACCCUAUCCGCCUAGGUGAUAUUUUGAAGGAUGGGAGAUACAGAAUAUUGCACAAGUUAGGUUGGGGGGCCUACUCGACAGUCUGGGCUGUAAGAGACCAGAGAGAGCACACAUAUGUCGCCGUAAAGGUCUCCGUAUCAGAGCGAGGAGAAAAAAGCCGAGAGUCCAAAGUCUUGCGAGCAAAUCAAUCCGAACAGCCUGGCUCUCCACAUCUAGUGUCAAUGCUCGACCAAUUCCUGAUCGAUGGUCCAAAUGGAACUCACGAUUGCCUCGUGCUUGAAUUAGUGGGGCCAAGUGUCGCCGAUCUACUCGAAACACGCUUUCGUGGCGAGAGACUCCCCGGAAGACUUGCAAAACAAAUCGCGAAACAGGCUCUCGUCGGACUAGACUACUUGCAUGCACAAAAGAUCGGACAUGGGGAUAUACAUACUCGCAAUCUAGCCUUGACUCUUCCUCCUCUACAUUCCUUACGAGAAGAAGAGUUCUUCCAAAAGCUUGGAAAACCUGAAACGGGAUCCCUUAGAAGCGUUGACGGCAAUCCACUGGAUCCUGGUAUGCCCGAAUACCUUGUUAGACCGACUUGCUUUACGGUACAUAAGUCAUUAUUGGCUUCUCCGAUCAGAAUUGUUGACUUCGGCGAAUCUUUCCUGAGCAAUGAGAUCCCUGACAUGCUGCACACACCACUCGUUGUCCGCGCACCCGAAAUGAUAUUCGGGGAUGAGUUCAACUAUCGUGUAGACUUGUGGAGCAUGGGCUGUAUGUUAUUUGAGCUCGUAGUCGGCCAGCCGCCGUUCGACAGCUUCAUGACAACGCCUACAAUACUUGUCCGGCAAAUGCUGGGAAUGCUGACCAACGACGGACUUCCAGAGCGUUGGCAACGAACAUGGCACGCCAUGGAUAGCGCAGCACCCGGAGAAGAAUCUGAAUAUACACUCCAAGGAUGGUUAGAGGAAAUGUAUUUCGAUGGGGAACGAAAUGAGGAUUUGACCAGGGAAGAUAUACUCAAAGUAGGCGAGCUUGUUCAACGGCUGCUACGGUUUGAGCCUUCUGCACGGGCGUCAGCAUAUGAGAUUCUUCAGGAUCCGUGGUUCAAGGACGAUUGAUAUAAGCACCACGAUGCGAAUCAUACCCUGGCAGGGUAACUUCGGGUACUUGCUAGCGUUAUCAAUUGCAACCAAUUGCUACAGCUGUAUGCCCAGUUACAGCGCUCCUCGAUGGACAACGGAAAUUAACCCAAAUACUCUAAAUUGUCUGGGUCGACACU
Messenger RNA from Cucurbitaria berberidis CBS 394.84, 1587 nucleotides. Its product is annotated as serine protein kinase. The transcript has 4 exons. The record is from RefSeq and is a predicted model, not a curated record. Gene Ontology annotation, biological process: spliceosomal complex assembly; protein phosphorylation; regulation of mRNA processing. Gene Ontology annotation, molecular function: ATP binding; protein kinase activity. Lineage: Eukaryota; Fungi; Ascomycota; Dothideomycetes; Pleosporales; Cucurbitariaceae. Bases 131 to 1426 code for a protein of 431 amino acids.